CGCCCCUCCCACUUCUGCUUAGAGAAAGGGACUUGAAACCCAACAACAUAUUUUAUGACGAACUAGCUAGCAUUUUUUUGUCUAAAAGCCUCUCCUGUUACUGCCUUUUCCCCAGUAUGAAACCCAAGCCUCUCUAUUUACCGGAAGUUUCCUUUUUCACGAGCCCCCUCUUUGAGCUCUACCUUGUUAAAAGGCAGGCCAGAGAAUAAAAUGGAUUUGUGAACUGCUCAAACGGAGAGAGGAGAAAGCAAGAAAGAGGCUUCCUAUAACUUACUGCAGCCACAGGAACAGGAACCUAACGACGGAACGCCGGUAAGCACACAAGUUGUCUCAUGAUGUUGGAGGCACAGGAUUUGGGAGCUCCAGAUGCAGAGGGAAACCAGCCAGAGGUCCCAGCAACACACGUGUCCAGUAACACUCAACAGGUGGACAGUGGAGCAUCUGUCUCUUCUCCCGGGGCCUCACUGCGACAUUCUGCCACCACAGCCACCGAGGAUGAGGACGAGAGCGAAGAUGAGUCAGAUAUUCUGGAGGAGAGUCCCUGUGGCCGCUGGCAGAAACGUAGAGAGGAGGUGAAUCAGCGUAACGUCCCAGGGAUAGAUGAUGCAUACUUAGCCAUGGAUACAGAGGAAGGGGUGGAGGUAGUCUGGAAUGAAGUCAUGAUCUCAGAGAGGAAGAACUUCAAACUGCUGGAGGGAAAAGUGGAGGCAGUAUUUGAUAACUUGAUUCAUUUGGAACAUGCAAAUAUUGUCAAGUUUCACAAGUACUGGGCGGACACAAAAGAGAACCGGGCAAGGGUGAUAUUCAUUACUGAAUAUAUGUCAUCAGGAAGCUUGAAACAGUUUCUUAAGAAGACAAAGAAGAAUCAUAAAAGCAUGAAUGAAAAGGCUUGGAAGAGAUGGUGCACACAGAUCCUCUCUGCUCUCAGUUAUCUCCACUCAUGUGACCCUCCUAUCAUCCAUGGCAACCUGACCUGUGACACUAUCUUCAUCCAACACAACGGGCUCAUCAAGAUUGGAUCAGUUGCCCCAGACACCAUCAACAGCCAUGUGAAGACCUGUCAUGAGGAGCAGAAGAACCUGCACUUCUUUGCCCCAGAAUAUGGAGCUGUUGAUGAUGUCACCACAGCUGUGGACAUCUACUCGUUUGGUGUGUGUGCCUUGGAGAUGGCUCUCUUGGAAAUCCAGGGGAACGGAGAGUCGUCUUUAGUUUCUCCGGAGGCCAUCAACAGUGCCAUACAGUUACUGGAGGACCCGCUGCAGAGGGAGCUAAUCCAGAAGUGCCUCGAGUGUGAUCCCGACACAAGGCCCACCGCCCGAGAGCUGCUGUUCAACCAAGCCCUGUUUGAAGUACCGCAGCUGAAACUGCUGGCUGCACAUUGCAUUGUCAGCCACAACCACAUGAUUCCUGAGAAUGCCUUGGAGGAGAUUAUGAAGAAACUGGACCCCAACCUGGUCGUCGCUGAGGCAAAAGACAAUGUUCAGCUCAAGCUUUCUCAAUUUCCCAUCUUGGAACUUGAUAAAUUCCUGGAGGAUGUGAGGAAUGGUAUUUAUCCGAUGAUAGCGUUUGGGCUGCCGUGUCCUCAGAAGCCUCAGCGGGAGACCAUUGAAUCUCCCGUUGUCGUCCCGUUGGUCAAAUCACCAACACCCGAACCGGCAGAGCUGGAGACACGACGGGUCAUUCAUAUGCAGUGUAAUGUUGAAUCUGUCGAGGAGGGAUCAAAGUAUCAUCUAACGAUACUGCUGAAACUGGAGGAUAAACUGAAUAGACACCUGACCUGUGACAUGUUACCUCAUGAGAGUGUUCAAGAGAUGGCUGAGGAGUUGGUGCAGCUGGGCUUAAUCAGCGAGGUGGACCAAAAAAAAAUAGCCUCUCUCCUAGACGAAUCAUUCAGCCAAGCUCUCCAUUAGCAACGGUUUGCUAAGCCAUGUUACUGUCUCAUAAGUACACUCUCUCCACUCUGUUACAUGUUGUUUUUGGUUACUCAACGCGCUCACCUUAUUUAGUGCUUCUAAAGAAAAAUGUAUUUUCUACUAAGCUGUAGGGGGUAAUGUGACCAAAAGGGUGGUAUUUAUUCCUCUGCAUCAGGGGAUGAAAACUUCCGAAAGCAAAGAAAAACUUGAACAGAUAUCAAUCCAGGAGUGUAGGUGACUCCAAAAUAAAACCCACCUGGAUUGAUUAAACAAUUUUAUUGAAAGAUUAAAAUAUACGUAAAUCUGCGUGUCAUUUUUUUGUAAGGCAUUGGCUAUUAAGUUGACCUCAUUAAUGCUGCUUCAGGCACUUGAACACAACAGUACUGACACAAUUACUUGGGGCUUUACAAUUUAUUCUCUUUUUCUCAAGCUCUAGUUGUAUUUUAGUGUGAGGGGUUUAUGUAGUGAAUUGCCCAACUCCCUUUCGUUUUGCCUGACGUAAAAUAUAUGAACAUUCCGCCCUCUUUGACUUAAUGUGAUGGACCGUCUCCGUCACCAGCAGCAGCAAUGUUAUCAGUCAACUGAUGGAGGGAUACACAUGGUGUGUGUGUGUGUGUGUGUGUGUAUAUAUAUCAUUUUAAAAGCCUUUGAUACAGAACAAAAUGGAUGUGCAGAACUGCACAUCACAUUUCUGGCAGGCAUCAAAGCUGCUCUCUCUGGACAAUGGUUACUUGGAGGUACUGUGAACUCAGUGUUACUGAAUUUUUGUUUGUGUGUGUGUGUGUGUGUGUGUGUGUGUGUUUUUUUCAAUGUUUCACUCUUUGUUGGACCUACGCACAUGCCUUAAAGUCCUCUUUUUAUUUUAUUUUAUUCAUUGUUUAACCAUUUGCUGCUUGUUGGGUUCACAGAUGUUACUCUUCCUUUGAGAUCCAUUCAUGUGAGAGUUGCAUACUGAACCCAGCUGCCAUAGGCUGUAGAAAGAGGACGUAGCCUUUUCCUGAUGCAUCUGUUUGAGAACCACGUUAUAUGUUUAAGACACUGAAUAGUGUGUGCUUUCCUUCUCUCAUUUCCCUUUUUGUUUACCGUGUUCACACAGAGAAGAGCCCAAAUACAACGCCUCUUGUUUCUAUUGCUGUUUUAAUUUGAUCACCAUUUGACGGAACUUGGAUCUGUGGGGUUGAUGUUGUUCUAAAUAGUGAAUUCAAAUUUUACAUAAAACGUGUCUUUCUUAGACUCAUGUUGAGAUCUGGGAGUUGCCUGUGGCCUUUUUAUUUUGUGACAUUUUGGCUCAGAACUAUUUUUGGCCGACUGGUACUACUGUCUGAAGGCUCAAACAAUUCGGGAACUUAGACAGGAAGAAAUGUAGCUUUCCCAGCGUGGAUAGAAAAAACUACAUUACGAUACUGUUAGAUAUAAUAACUUUAUUGACUAUCCUUGAAGUGUCUAAUAUACAGUACCAGUUUAAUUAAUUGAAACCUCAUCAUCUUUUGCUGGUUGAUUAGUCAACAAUGACGCCAAAUUAAUCCAAUUAUCUCCACUCAUGUAUAUCUGAUUUUGUCUCAUGUACUUGGGCAAGUAAUGUCCUCCAAUCUGCAUUUCUGCUUUGCAUACAUGUGUAGUCCAUCUUAUUUUUUGUUUUCUAUUUUGUGAACUGAUAAAAUGAUCUAUUCCAAAGAUAUGUUUUAAAGUCAUCCCGGUGAAUGUAAGUGCAAUUCUUGUACACAGAAGUGUUACAAACCAACCAAUGUGAUCACCAAACCAGCUUUAUUCUUUCUCCCUCUACUAUUAUUAGUGACGUUCAAAUUGGUUAUUAAAUAAUCAUACAGGGUUGGCAGCUUGGGCCCGUAACUCAAGGAUGUGAGCUUUCCGGAAGUAUUUGUAUAUUCUUCUAUUUGGUAUAUGACAUGAGCAUCUGUAAAUGUGUGUUCCUCUUGUGAGACGGGAAUCCUGACAGAAUCUAAGAAAGACAGACUGUUCUUUCAAAUAAAUGUGUGAAAUUCUUCAUUUUUGGAA
Molecule: messenger RNA, 3926 nt
Organism: Pungitius pungitius (ninespine stickleback)
Lineage: Eukaryota; Metazoa; Chordata; Actinopteri; Perciformes; Gasterosteidae
Product: nuclear receptor-binding protein-like
Exons: 18
Coding region: 333-1910 (525 amino acids)
Biological process (GO): protein phosphorylation; intracellular signal transduction
Cellular component (GO): cytoplasm; endomembrane system
Molecular function (GO): ATP binding; protein kinase activity
Source: RefSeq, a predicted model, not a curated record